AUGGACAGCAACGAAGCCUUCUACGAGCAGCUGCGGCUUCAGGAGCUGUAUGGGAACCGUGACCGGGGGGACGGGCAGGAUCCGUAUACCUUUAAGGACCCCACUGAUGGCACUGAGUAUGAAUGGGACCAUGACAAGAAAGCCUGGUUCCCGAAGAUAAGUGAUGACUUCUUGGCAAUGUAUCAAGCAAGCUACGGGUUUUCCGAAGAUAAUAAAGAUGGUUCUACUCCUGAACGUCCACACGCGUCUCCAGCUUCCAAGGAAGUGAAAAAUAAAGAGAAAGCAAAAGAAGAACCUAAACCCGAACCAGAACAAGCAGAACCAAAAGGGAAGGGAGAAAAAAGAAAAGCCGACCCAGGCUGGUUCAACGUGGAAGAUGAAAGAAACACAAAUGUAUAUGUUACAGGGCUUCCUUUGGAUAUGACAUAUGAUGAAUUUAUCGAAACCAUGUCAAAGUGUGGCAUCAUUAUGCGGGAUCCGCAGACAGAGGAAUGCAAAAUUAAACUGUACAAAGACAAGGAUGGAUGGGAACCUGAAAGGUGAUGGCUUGUGUUGCUAUCUCAAGAGAGAAUCUGUUGAUCUGGCUUUAAAAAUUCUUGAUGAUUAUGAAAUCAGAGGAUACAGACUUCAUGUGGAAAGUGCAAAGUUCCAGCUCAAAGGGGAAUAUGAUGCAUCAAAAAAGAAGAAGAAAUCUAAGGACUACAGGAAGAAAUUGUCACAGCAGCAAAAACAACUAGAUUGGAGGCCCGAAAAGAAUGCUGAUGCCAGAAAACGUCAUGAAAGAGUUAUAAUUAUUAAGAACAUGUUUCAUCCAAAAGACUUUGAGGAGGACCCUCUGGUUCUGAACGAAAUUCGAGAAGAUCUGCGAUCAGAAUGUGAAAAAGUUUGGACAAGUGAAAAAAGUCCUUAUAUUUGAUAGGCAUCCUGAUGGCGUGGCAUCGGUCUCAUUUAAAGAAGCAGACGAAGGUGAUGCCUGUAUAUUGGCAUUAAAUGGAAGAUGGUUUGGUGGUCGACAGCUCAUUGUGGAUACGUGGGAUGGUGUUACAGAUUAUCAGAUUGAAGAAACGUCUCGAGAAAGAGAAGAGAGGCUCAAGGGAUGGGAGAAAUUUCUCGAUGCUGAUAAGCAGAAAAAAUCUGAGGCUGUUAGUAAUGCCAGCACAACAUUACCCGCUAGUAAUGGACAAUUAGAAAAGAAGGACAUUGGCUCAGAGUCUACUCACAGCAAAGACAGCAGUGUCCAUCUGCCAGGAAAAGCUGAGGCUGAACAGGCUGCAGACGAUGCAGCAUCUACAGACAGCAGCAUUGGUGGCAGUGAUGAAGAAGAUGAGAAAGGAAAUCUGUAG
This is a messenger RNA of Staurois parvus, 1343 nucleotides long. The record is from the annotation of a GenBank genome assembly. Lineage: Eukaryota; Metazoa; Chordata; Amphibia; Anura; Ranidae.